This is a messenger RNA of Xenopus laevis (African clawed frog), 3121 nucleotides long. It is a transcript of the gene ap5b1.L, whose product is annotated as adaptor related protein complex 5 subunit beta 1 L homeolog. The record is from RefSeq and is a predicted model, not a curated record. Bases 208 to 2982 code for a protein of 924 amino acids. Gene Ontology annotation, cellular component: AP-type membrane coat adaptor complex; lysosomal membrane. Lineage: Eukaryota; Metazoa; Chordata; Amphibia; Anura; Pipidae. Gene Ontology annotation, biological process: endosomal transport. The transcript is spliced from 3 exons.
CCUGCUUGGCGAAGUAAUACAAAUAUGUAGUGACGUUACUUUGGUUGAUUAAAAUUGGGGAAGUUGGGAUUAUAUGGUGAUCAUGACCGUGACACAAUACAGAAGGACGCGGAGGUAACGGGCUCGUUGCAGUGGUUUGGCCUGAGGCGAAUGAGCUUUUAGCCGGUCAGACUCUUGACUCUAUAAACCAGUAACAUCAGCAUCAACAUGGCAGAGAGGAAUAGUGCCAGCUGGAACCGGCAGGUGGCUUCAUUUUGUGCUGAUCCUAAAACUUUUUUAUCUGACACCUCUGUGGAAAGCUUUUUGGGAGAACUUCUGAAAGAUCUUCAGAGUGAAACUAUACAUGGCCAAACUAAGAUUUUAAUGAUGAACCUCCUAUUAGAGUUCCCUGAGCUUCUGUGCCCAGACCAAAGUACAGCGGAAAUCACUGCAGAGACGUUAAUGAACCUUUUCCAGAAGAUGCCAAGCUCUGAAAGAAGCAUGAAUUUUAGGUGCCACCUCUUGUUAGCAAUUGAGACCAUUUUAAUUACUAGUAAAAGCUUCACUCACACCAGCAAAACUGCACAAGUCUUUGCUUCCCUACUGAUCCAUUUAAUAUCUGACGUUAAUGACAAAAAGCAAGGCGUUGCAAACAGGCCCUUGCGUCUUACUGCCUGUGAAUGUCUGCGGGAACUAGAGAACUGCUACCCAGGGUUUCUGUCACAAAGAAUGGAAAAGUUGUACUUCAUGCAACAGCAAGAGAUUACUGCUGCACAUCAGUCAUACACCUUGCUCUAUACAGUUGUAUUAAAAAAUGCAAUACGAUUAUUAGCACAGAAGGAAGGGCCCUCCCACGGUGCACUUAAGAAUGCCUUGAUGAGCAAUGAUGACUUUCUCUGGAGCGCAACUGAAAACAUGGUGGAGUUUCCAGCAUCGUCUAACGAACAGUUACUAUUACUCCCAUCCAACAGCGAAACAAAGGAGUUGAAAUCCAUUUUGGCUCUACUGCUUGAAGACUCCUACCUUCUUACACCAGUAUGUCAAAACAAUCUGUUCUGGCAAAUAAUUCAAAUUGUUGCAAUGGUCCGUACCAUCUCACCUGUGAUCUUCAAGUCUCAGCUAGUGCGGCUAUUUGGUACAAUGGACAUAUCUUGUUUUCACAGCAUACUGCAAAUGAAAGCUGUGUUUACAGAUAGUCUGUUCACAGCAGAGGAUGAGCAUUUCCUCAUUCAAAGACUUGUAGGAAUGACCCAACACCCACUUCUGUCUACACCAGUAAAGCUCUUUUAUUUAGACUGUCUUUUACAUUUUCCAGAAAACAGGCCCCUUACUUCCAACUCUGAAGAGACUUUGCCAGUUUUGCUCACAGUCCAAAUGACUUCUUCGUUGUUCCCUAAUGUUUUUAAUGACCACAGCACCAUGCUGUGCAGACAGAAUUUAUUAAGUAUGGUUUACCUGGAAAACGAAGGGUCCUAUUCUGAGAUGGGCAUUGGUUUCCUUUUUGAACAUGUCAUGUCUCUUUACAGUAUGGUUCAUAAGAAGGACAGCAGGGAAAUAACAGCAACUUUUUUCCGAGCCGUGUAUUUGUUUGUUCAAUAUUUUAAUUUUUGUGAAAAGCACAUGGAAAAUCUGACGGAAAAACUGCUCACCUUAUACAUGAGUGACAGCUCAUUGGCUCCAUAUUUUAUCAAUCUUCUUAACCAGACACAGAUUUUGCUUGAAUCCCAUGCUUGGCCAGUUACUUUGUCAAAGGCUUUACAAAAAGAAAUCGUGAAUCUUCCCACUGAUAAAUGGAUUAUGAAAAACCUUGGGUGGCAUCUUAAGAUUCUCUCAAGGGUCGCACAGGAAAAUACAAUAUCACAGAACAGCACAGUCCUCUUUUUAAGGCGUGUGGUUGUCUAUUCCGAUCUGUGCAGUAAAGGUGAUUGGAGGAGAGGAAAUGCACUGCUGUCUGUAUGCAAGCAUGUACUUCAACAUCAAAAACUUGACGCUGUUUUUGUGCAUUUGGCAGAUCUCUUACAAUAUUUAAUGCAUCAUUUUGAGGACAUUGAUGUUCAAGAUCGUGCCCGGUUGUAUUAUGUGCUUCUUACCAAUGUUUCCAGUGACAAGCUUGGAAAAAUUCUGACUAUGUCACCAGCUCGGGGCCAAACCAAAUCAAGAUCCUUAUCUUCUAUCAUGACUGAAAAUGAGAAUUUCUCCACUAUGCUGACCAUACACAAUGCCGAAAAAGCAUUAUUACGUUUGCAACCAGUGCUUGAGAAUGCAGAAGCUUUUACAUGUAUCUCAGAUUCUCCGACAUCUGUAAAUGAAUGUUCUGUUGAAGAAUAUUAUAAGCAUUGUGCUGAUAACAACUCUUCUUUGCUUACACUAAAAUACCAUUUGACAUUUAAAGAGAUGACUGAGCCCAAGUAUCACAAUCUCUACUGUAUUGUACUUCAGUUUGAAAAGACAGAUUGUAGGUUUGAGUCUAUAAGUGACAUUAAUGUUCCAUGCUUAUUCUCUGACAGAAAUCCUCCAGUUGUUACUAUUAAUUUAGUGCCAAAGGAGCCUUACCCAACCAUCUUUUUUGUGAGUGCGACAUACAGUACUCAAGAUGGCGUUACAUAUCACACAAAACUGGACUCACUUCAUAUUACCUUUCAGGAAAUGUUUAUUCCACUCCCGCUGCCUGCGUUUUGGCCCUUAGACGCCAGAUAUGAUUUGUUUGGCAAUCUUUGGAAUGCUUUUCAGCCUAACGAACAAAACCAGUUUGAGGAGAGCAUUUUUUGCUAUAAAAUGUCCUAUAACUCUCUUCACAAUGUUGUGUUGGAUAACUUUUCCAAGUUUGUUGUGUCCUGGAAUGGUGGUGAAUACAAAAUUGCUGUGUUUUUACCCCCACAGUUUCACAUACUAAUGCACAUUAAGAGUCAAGAUGACACUGCCUGCUUCAGUAUUAGAACAGAUAAUUGGAACUUACUCCCUUAUUUAAACUCGCACCUUCUAGAUAUCACAUCACCCAAAUAAUUAGGUACUGUUACGAUUAGCAGGAUGCUUCUUAAAAUUAAGUACUAAAUCUGCCUCUGAAUUUGGCACUUUAUUGUUUAAAGAUAUUGUUUUAAAUUGGAAUGCAAAUUCUAAAAAAUCAGUAAAUAUGUGUACUCAA